AUGGCUCAAACUCUCGCGCAAACCGUCGAAGACCGAUAUCACAUUGGUAGUGUGAAGCUACAGACGAUACCGAAGCCUCCCCCGAUAAUCGACUUCUCAUCUUUCUACGAGGAUAAAGACCAUGUUAAGGCGGGGCUUGUGCAGCAAAUCAAAGCCGCGUGCUUGGAGAAGGGCUUCUUCCAGAUCACCGGACACGGCAUAUCUGAAGACCUGCAACAAGCCAUGUUGGAACAUUCAAAAGCCUUAUUCGCUCUGCCACUAGAACAAAAAGAACAAUACGACCAAGCAAAACACCCAAACAGACUCGGCUACGAACGACUACGAUCGCAGAACUUUGAGGGCAAAACUGCCGGGGACCUCAAGGAGGGCUUUUUCUUCGGGAGGUCGCUCCCUCGCGACCAUGCCUAUGUCAAAGAAGGCAGACUGCACUGUGGUCAAAACGUCUACCCAAAAGAAAUGCAAGACCAGGCCCGAUUCAAGACGACAGUGACCUCAUACCACGAGGCAAUGACUGGUUUGGCCGAAGACAUUCUCAGUAUCAUUGCCAUGACCUUGGAUCUAGACAAGAACUACUUCCACGGCUUUUGUCAGGAGCAAGUCUCGGUCCUCAGGAUGUUACACUACCCACCUCAGCCCGUAGAUGCGAGUGAGGAUGAAAGAGGCAUUGGGGCACAUACCGACUUUGGGACCGUGACAAUCCUGCUACAAGAUGACGUCGGUGGAUUGCAAGUGUUCGACACCCCCACCAAGACAUGGAUAGAUGUCGAACCAACUCCAGGUGCCCUAGUAGUCAACCUCGGCAGCGUGAUGAUGCGUUGGUCCAACGAUACCUAUGUCGCAAACCUGCACCGAGUCAUCAACAAAAAUGGACGGGAAAGGUACAGCAUCCCCUUCUUCUACACUGGCAAUCCCGAAUUUCUCAUUGACUGCUUGCCUGGAUGCGGCGACGUGUCUGGGAAGUCGAAAUACCCGCCAAUCAAAGUCCAGGACUGGAUAUCUGGACGACACAAAAACACGUUUUCGGAAGACAAAGGCCUAGAGGAGCUGCAUACUCUAGCAAAAGUUGCCUGA
Messenger RNA from Exophiala spinifera, 1071 nucleotides. RefSeq lists its product as uncharacterized. Gene Ontology annotation, molecular function: dioxygenase activity. The record is from RefSeq and is a predicted model, not a curated record. The coding region runs from base 1 to 1071 and encodes 356 amino acids. The transcript has 4 exons. Lineage: Eukaryota; Fungi; Ascomycota; Eurotiomycetes; Chaetothyriales; Herpotrichiellaceae.